AAAAACAUGUCAAGUAUCCGUGGAGGGGAAUGGUUUCGACAAGAAUAGAGAUUGUGUCAGACUGCAGACAAUAAGAUAAACAAAACUGGUUUGUAAUACAUAUUGAGUCAUAGCGCUUGCUGUGCAAUCGACCGAGGUCGCAUAACAUCAGUAUUACUAAACCACCGAACCAAACGGCAAACGCCCUUUUGACUCGAAUAGAUCGUGUCGUCCUCAAUAAAGAUGUCCCAGCCAAAACACACCCCUUUUCAAUGCACGCCUACGGUUUUCCCGGCGAAAAAUUUCGACGCUCAGAAAGAUGCAGCUACCCUGGUCAAUGUUGUAAAAGGCAACGGCACCGAACAGGACAUCAUCGAUGUCAUCACGAAAAGAACCAGCGUUCAACGGCUUGAAAUCAUCGAAGCUUACAAGACGACCCUUCAUGGAGGCGAUCUUGUUUCUCAUCUCAAAAAAAAGCUUGGAGGUAAAUUUGAAGAUGUGAUCAUUGCCUUGUUGACACCUUUGCCCGAAUUCUAUGCUGAUGAAAUGCAUAAAGCCAUCUCUGGCUUGGGAACUGAUGAGGAUGCCAUCAUCGAGAUCUUAUGUACACUUAGCAACUUUGGCAUCAAAACAAUUGCUGGAUAUUAUGAACAGAAAUAUGGAAAGUCGAUGGAAAGUGCCCUGAAAGGAGACACAUCUGGACAUUUCAAGCACCUCUGUGUCUCUAUGUCCUUGGGAAAUCGUGAUGAAAAUGAUAAUGUGGAUGACGCCCUUGUAAAUACUGAUGCUGAGGCUCUUCAUGCAGCCGGAGAAGCAAAAAAAUGGGGAACCGAUGAGUCAGUUUUUAAUAAAAUCCUUGUUACUAGGAGUUACCAACAUUUAAGAAAAGUAUUCCAAAGAUAUGAGGUAAUAUCAGGAAAUGAUAUUGAAGUGGCAGUUGAAAAAGAAUUCUCUGGGAAUGUUAAGGAUGGCCUUCUUGGAAUUAUCAAAUGUGUCAAAAGUAAAGUUGGUUUUCUUGCCGAAAGACUGUACAAAAGUAUGAAAGGCUUAGGUACCAAUGACAAAACGCUUAUAAGAAUCAUUGUAACAAGAUCGGAAAUUGAUUUAGGAGAUAUUAAAAAAGUGUUUGAGGAAAAGUAUGGCAAGUCCCUUGAAAGCUGGAUCAUUGAUGAUACUUCUGGCAAUUACAAGAAAGCGUUGGUUUCAAUUGUGAGCUGAAAGCAUUAAAAAAAAAGCCAGUGGAUUUGAACGCAUAAUCAAAAUUUGCUUUAUAUUGCUAUUAAAAGUAUAUUAUUAUUUUUUAAAUUUUAUACAAAAGCUGCCGAAUAUUAAAUAUUCAAAACUGCUGCAAUUUGAAGGAUAAUUAUUUUUUAAAUGAGCUGUUAUUCAAUUUUGCAAUCUGUUGCCUUGAAAAAUUAAUUAUGUUAUUAAUUGUAAACAUUUUAAAUCAAUAAAUCUCACGAAUUAUGAAAUA
Messenger RNA from Cimex lectularius (bed bug), 1453 nucleotides. Its product is annotated as annexin B9. The transcript has 7 exons. Gene Ontology annotation, molecular function: calcium ion binding; calcium-dependent phospholipid binding. Gene Ontology annotation, cellular component: cytoplasm. NCBI's taxonomy places the organism in Eukaryota, Metazoa, Arthropoda, Insecta, Hemiptera, Cimicidae. The record is from RefSeq and is a predicted model, not a curated record. The coding region runs from base 223 to 1197 and encodes 324 amino acids.